UCAUAAAAUUGGAAGUUGAAAAUGUAAAAGUGACUCUGUUCAUAAUAAAAUAUAUUAUUUUGACAAUUACAACUAAAACUACUACUGCUCAUUGUCAACAAACAUAUUGAUUGACACCCAGUUAGUGCUACUUUUUAUGUGUUUAACUUCAAUUUUCUCUUUCAAGAACACUCAGCAUGGGCAGAUCACAAAGCUUGGAGGAAGGACUAUUACCAAGUUCUUCAAUGCGUGAAUCUAAUCAAACUGAUGAUGGGAAUGGUGAUGGCAGUGACAUGGGUACUGAAAAAUUUGAUUCUUCUGCUACUCCUAUUGUUGUGUUCAGCACCAUCAUUUCUAUAUGUGGCUUCUUGGUUUUGGGCUGCGCUGCUGGAUAUUCGUCGCCAACUGAAUCUGAAAUCAUGGAGGAACUUGGCCUCUCAGUUGCAGAAUACUCUGUUUUUGGCUCAGCAUUGACCAUUGGAGGACUGGUUGGUGCAACAGUAAAUGGAAAAGUGACCGAUCUCAUUGGAAGGAGAAGAGCUUUCUGGUUAGCAGAUCUUUUCUUCAUCAUUGGGUGGUUGGCUAUAGCAUUCUCCCAGGCUGCCUGGUCCCUGGAUCUUGGAAGAUUAUCAUUGGGAAUUGGAAUUGGGGUCACUUUUUAUGUGGCACCUGUAUAUGUUGCAGAAAUUACGCCUAAGAGUAUUCGAGGAGCAUUAACAGUAGCUAAUCAGUUGAUGCUCACAAGCGGUACAUUGCUAAUGUAUGCUCUUGGAACGGUUGUUUCCUGGCGCACAUUGGCUCUAAUUGGUGUUGCUCCAUGCUUUGUGCAAGUAUUUGGUAUAUUCUUCAUUCCUGAAUCCCCUAGAUGGUUGGCGAUGGUUGGUCGAGAGACAGAACUAGAUGCUGCUCUACAGCGACUUAGAGGAAGGACUGCUGAUAUAUCUCAGGAAUCAGCUAACAUCAAAGCUUACACAGAGGCCUUUCAGCAACAAUCCGAAGAACGAAUCUUUAACCUCUUCCAGCCUAGAUAUGCUCAUGCGCUCAUAGUUGGAGUUGGGAUUAUGGCAUUGCAGCAAUUGGGAGGAAUUAAUGCCAUUCUGUAUUAUGCCAGUUCCAUAUUUGAAGCAGCUCAUUUUUCAAGUAAUGUGGGGACUAUCUCCCUUGCGAUUAUUCAGAUUCCUGCUGUUCUUGUAUCUGUUAUCUUAAUUGAUAAAGCUGGAAGAAGACCACUUCUUAUGGUUUCAAGCACUGGAAUAUUCUUGAGUUUCUUGCUUCUUGGCUUCUCAUUCUGUUUGCAGGAUAACAACUAUUGGAAACAGAUCACCCCAGUUUUGGUUUAUAUUGGCAUAAUGGCCUAUAUAAUAAGUUUCUCCAUAGGCAUGACGGGGUUGCCGAUAGUAAUAAUGUCGGAGGUGUUUCCCAUAAACAUCAAGGGGUCAGCAGGAAGCCUUGCAACUUUUGCCAAUUCUGCCUGCGCUUGGGCUGUUGCAUACACUUUCAAUUUUAUGAUGGAAUGGAGCUCAGCAGGAACAUUUUUCAUAUACGCUGGCAUUUGCGGUGUAACAAUCCUGUUUGUUGCAAAGCUUGUGCCAGAGACAAAGGGCCGAGCGAUUGAAGAAAUACAAGCAUCUAUGACCCUCUUUAACCACUAAAAUAUGAAAACAUAUAGUAUGUACACAUUUUUCAUUCAAUCAUAAAGCAAAUGGAUGAAUGCAUAUAUAAGUCCACUAAAAAAAGGGUCAAAAAUAUAAAUGAAUAGUGCGUCAAUGAAUGAUCUGUAAUGUCGCAUCAAUUUGUAUAUUUGAUAGAUGCAUGUAAUAUUACUCAUCGUGAAAAAGGAAAAUGAAUCGAUUCACCUAGUUGUUAA
Molecule: messenger RNA, 1846 nt
Organism: Mangifera indica (mango)
Lineage: Eukaryota; Viridiplantae; Streptophyta; Magnoliopsida; Sapindales; Anacardiaceae
Product: sugar transporter ERD6-like 5
Exons: 18
Coding region: 177-1631 (484 amino acids)
Biological process (GO): carbohydrate transport; transmembrane transport
Cellular component (GO): membrane
Molecular function (GO): sugar transmembrane transporter activity
Source: RefSeq, a predicted model, not a curated record